Saccharomyces kudriavzevii IFO 1802 is the source of this 759-nucleotide messenger RNA. It is a transcript of the gene NCW2, whose product is annotated as Ncw2p. Bases 1 to 759 code for a protein of 252 amino acids. The transcript has a single exon. The record is from RefSeq and is a predicted model, not a curated record. Lineage: Eukaryota; Fungi; Ascomycota; Saccharomycetes; Saccharomycetales; Saccharomycetaceae.
AUGAAAGUUUAUUCCAUAUUAAUCGCCUCCUUACUGUCUAUAGCCGGUGCUCAAAAGGAUUCUGGCUCCUUAGAUGGCCAAGACUCCAGUGAUAGCUCCCAAAAAAAAAGCUCAAGUCCUCAAGAGACCACGUCCGUCUCAGCAAAGGACGCACAAGAGAGUACAUCGGCAGCAGCUUCUACCAAUACGGACUUGGUACAAACCAGCAACGUCGUCAGCAAUAGCUACGCUGUGGCCCCAAGUGCCACUGUGGUGACCACGGACGCACAGGGAAAAACCACCACACAGUACCUAUGGUGGGUGGCCGAAACCAACUCCGCUGCUACUAUAACUUCAACUGCGUCUGUGCAGCCCACCAGCGAGACAUCAAGCGAAAGCGUCACUUCCGCAGUCUCCACCGCAACAUCAACAAAUGGGCCAAUCACUUUAGUGACCACGACAAAUUCGCUAGGCGAAACAUACACAUCUACCAUUUGGUGGCUACCGUCCUCGGCUACACCGGGCAGCACGGCUUCAUCAAGUAAAUCAUCGUCGGGAUCAUCAUCAGGAUCAGCUUCGGGCUCCAAGGUAGUAAGCACCAUCAAGUCAGCCUACGUGACUACAUCUGGUUCCGAAGUCGAGACAUUGACCACUACGUACAAGUCCACGGUCAACGGUAGAGUAGCGUCCGUAAUCUCCAACUCCACCAAUGCUGCCUUUGCAGGCGCUCACAUCGCCUACGGUGCGGGUGCAUUCGCCGUGGGUGCACUCUUAUUAUAG